AUGGUUCUCGACAGACUCCAGCAGUUGGCUCAUCACGUCAACGCGACAAUGCCUCCACCGCAUCCGUUUGAUCCUCUCUCCACCGCGGAGAUCGAUGCAGCCGUCGCUCUCAUUCGCAAGGAACAUGGCUCACUCAACUUCAAUGCGGUCACAUUGUACGAGCCACGCAAAGCGCAGAUGAUGGCUUGGCUGAAAGAUCCCAAAACCGCCCCUCGCCCAGCCCGUGCCGCUGAUGUUGUUGCCAUUGCACCCGGGGGCAAGAUUUAUGAUGGGGUGGUGGAUCUGGACCAAAGAAAGAUCGUGGAAUGGAAACACACACCCAAUGUCCAGCCCUUGAUCACCAUGGAGGACCUGCAAGAGGUGGAACAUAUCGCACGCAAAGACCCGAAGGUCAUAGAGCAGUGCGGCAUCAUUGGCAUUCCUCCAGAGGACAUGCAUAAAGUAUACUGUGAUCCCUGGACCAUUGGGUACGACGAACGUUUUGGCACUGGGGUCAGAUUACAGCAAGCCCUUAUGUAUUAUCGUCCACAUGUCGAUGACUCCCAGUAUACCUAUCCAUUGGACUUCUGCCCCAUCUAUAACGCAGAGACCAAGCAGAUCAUCCAUGUCGACGUGCCUCCAGUACGAAGACCGCUCAGUAAAGCGCCACCAAACAAUUAUCUCCCCGAAUCCAUUGAGAAAGACGGUGGCUUCCGUACAGACAUCAAGCCAAUUCAUAUCACCCAGCCCGAGGGUGUCUCCUUUCAAGUGAAAGACCGCAUCAUCGACUGGCAAAACUGGAACAUCCACGUCGGCUUUAACUAUCGUGAGGGCAUUGUCCUCAACAACAUUACAUUUAAUGAUAAGGGCAAUGUACGGCCGAUCUUUUACCGACUCUCACUGGCGGAGAUGGUGGUUCCUUACGGGAACCCGGAACAUCCGCAUCAGCGAAAGCAUGCCUUUGAUCUAGGUGAAUAUGGUGGUGGCUAUAUGACAAACAGCCUAUCCCUUGGAUGUGACUGCAAGGGAGCCAUUCACUAUAUGGAUGCUGCCUUUGUCAACGGUGCCGGUGCCUCGACAAUCAUCAAGAAUGCUAUCUGUAUCCACGAGGAAGACGCCGGAAUCCUCUUCAAACACACGGACUUCCGCGACGAGUCAAUGGUUGUGACUCGUGGUCGCAAGUUGAUUAUCUCGCACAUAUUCACUGCUGCCAACUACGAAUAUUGUGUGUACUGGAUCUUCCAUCAAGAUGGUACGGUCCAGCUAGAGAUUAAGUUGACCGGUAUCUUGAACACAUACUCCCUGAACCCGGGCGAGGAUACCAAGGGCUGGGGCACUGAGGUCUACCCGGGUGUGAACGCUCAUAACCACCAGCACUUGUUCUGCUUACGUGUGGACCCUAAUAUCGAUGGGCCCGACAACACCGUUUUCCAGGUCGAUGCCGUUCGUGGUCCUGGGGAGGUUGGCAGUGCUGAGAACAAGUAUGGAAAUGCCUUCUACGCCAAAAAGACAAAAUACACCACUCCCGUGGAGUCCAUGUCCGAUUAUGAUGGUUUCACCACGCGCACCUGGGACAUGGCCAACACCAACAAGCUCAACCCAUAUAGCAAGAAGCCGGUCAGCUAUAAGCUUGUCAGCCGCGAUGUUCCACCACUUCUUCCUAAAGAAGGUAGCCUGGUCUGGAAGCGAGCCGGAUUUGCACGCCACGCAAUCCAUGUUACAAAAUACUCUGAUGAUGAAAUCCAUCCAGCCGGGCGCCAUGUUCCUCAAACUUCGGGUGAGCCCUCGCAUGGCUUACCUGCUUGGAUCGAGGCUGCUGGACCAGACUGCUCAAUUGAUAAUACGGAUGUUGUUUUAUGGCACACUUUUGGUUUAACGCAUUUCCCAGCACCCGAGGAUUACCCCAUCAUGCCUGCAGAGCCUAUGACACUACUUUUGCGCCCACGCAACUUCUUCGAUCGUAAUCCUGUGCUGGAUGUUCCACCUAGCUAUGCACGCUCACCAUCCCAGGUGCUAUCAGGAGCGAACAAUUGCGCAUGCAAAAAGAAUGAUGGAUCCAGUGUGUUAGUUUAG
Messenger RNA from Penicillium longicatenatum, 2052 nucleotides. RefSeq names its product peroxisomal copper amine oxidase. The transcript has 2 exons. NCBI's taxonomy places the organism in Eukaryota, Fungi, Ascomycota, Eurotiomycetes, Eurotiales, Aspergillaceae. The coding region runs from base 1 to 2052 and encodes 683 amino acids. Gene Ontology annotation, biological process: amine metabolic process. The record is from RefSeq and is a predicted model, not a curated record. Gene Ontology annotation, molecular function: quinone binding; copper ion binding; primary methylamine oxidase activity.